Messenger RNA from Hyla sarda, 2324 nucleotides. RefSeq names its product ribonuclease P/MRP subunit p30 (gene RPP30). Gene Ontology annotation, biological process: tRNA processing. Gene Ontology annotation, cellular component: nucleolar ribonuclease P complex. NCBI's taxonomy places the organism in Eukaryota, Metazoa, Chordata, Amphibia, Anura, Hylidae. The record is from RefSeq and is a predicted model, not a curated record. Gene Ontology annotation, molecular function: RNA binding.
CUCACGCUGGGGGGCAUGUACUGGCCGGCCGACAUACGUGCUAUAGCUGGGAAAGCUGUGUGUAAGGGGCAAAGAAGCAUAGUGAUCGCGGACUGCCUGUGUAGGGACCAGUCGGUGAUCGUGAUGACAAAAAAUGAGUCUGCAAGUAGUAAAAAGAAAAAGACAUAUAUUAAUGGGAGGACAUCUGAGCGGUAUUUAGCAUUUAGUGUGCAUUACAAGAACAAUAAUAAUAUGGAAAUACGAAUGGCCGUGUUUAUAGACUUAAAUGUUACAAACUGUUCGGACAUUAAGAAGCUGAAAAGCAUUAUAGAAAUGGCAGCACAUCUUGGCUACUCAGCUAUUGCCAUCAACCAUGUAGCAGAGUUUGAAAAAAAGAAAAUGGAAAUUGCAAAACCUAUUUCUACUAAAGAUCUGUUUCCAUCACCUCCUACUGUACAGAAUAUUAUUGUAUCUAGUGGUGCAGAAAGGCCAUUGGAUCUGAGAGGUCCUUAUGACAUCGCCACAUUAGGCUUGCUGUUUGGAUUGUCUGAAAGAUCUGCUAAGGCUGCGCUGUCUACUAACUGCAGAGCUGCCCUUGUACACGGUGAAACAAGAAAAACGGCCUUUGGCAUUACUUAUACUGUGAAGAAACCACAAGUUGAUGAAGAGGAGUCAUCCGCGCCAGCAUUCAAGAAAGCAAAGAAGGAGUGACGUUUGUAUGUAUCAUUCUGGAUCCUGACGAACGGAACAAGAGACUACAGGAUCGCUGACCUGAGAAUCGAUUUGCCAUCUGUCCACCAUUAAGAUGCAUUGGUAUAACUUGUAAUUUACAUUUAUUUUCUUUAAAAACUUGGCAAAUCGUAACUUGUCUUAUUACAUUCUGUGGGACAACAAACUAUGUCGUGCUCUGCCUGUAAUGUGCAGUGCUUUGAACAGAAGAAAGGCUGACACAAAAAAAAGUUUAACAAAUUUAUUGCUAAACAGAUUUUUUUUUUUUCCUGAUGAAACCAUAAAACCAAAAACAGAAUUCUUGAGAUAAAAUACUUGACUCAAAAUCCCAUUUGUGUACUGGCUUAGAUGUGUGGCUUCACUUAAAUAUAUGCAAUUUAUGCAUUAAAGUUUUUCCAAGAUUGAACAGCGCCCCUCCUGCUAGUGUAUUGGGCCUGGUAUUGCAGCUUUGUUCAAGGAGCACAUAUGGCUUAGUCAGUGGCUGAUUUCUUGUGAAUAUUUUUUGCCAGUGGCUGACCAGCAGCAAGUGCACUUUGAGCAAUGGUCGCUUUGCUAGAAUAUAGAUUAAAUAAACACAUAGUUUCAUAGUCUUCUAUAGCACAGGAGAACAAUGUAUUACAAGGCAGUCACCACAAGGUGGCGCACACUCAUCCUUGAUUAUACUGUUCAUCAUCCAUACUAUUAUGCACGUUACAGUUUUGGCCUUUUAAGCAAAUGAUCUCCACUAUGCAGGAUCACUAGUGAGUGCAGCAAGCACUGACUUUAUGAUACAGGUAGAUCCUUACUAGCUUGAUCCAUUUUAAGACCUUGAAAAUUCAGACAUAUAGCCUUCUCUGUAUUAGAAAGAAUAAGUAUAAAUCACGAUCUUUGUUUUGUUACUUGUCAUCGUUUCGUACGAUACAUAAACAUCAUAGUCAUCAAUAGUGUCAUAAAUAGAGAAAUUCAAUACAAAAUGUACAGAAAUUACAAUACAAAUAUACAAAAGGACCUUCUAAGUACCAACUUUUCCAUUUGCAAUGCAUUGCAUUUCUUUCUAGUCUCAUCUAGUGUCUUAACCAAUCAUACCGUAACCAUCAUUACUUAUGGCUUAGAACCAUGACAUCAUUAUUGGCAUGCUGGGGUUCUAUACCAUUUCCACAAUAGCUUGCAGAGCAUUCUUUAUGUGUGCACUAACGCCAUUGGUGUCCCUUUAUACUAUGUAUAGCUUUAUAUCAUUGUAUGUGAUGUAUGCAGAUGUUCAAUUUCCUGUCCACCCCAUCAUUCAUUGUCAAGUAACACUUAAAUGUCGCUCUCAUUAAAACUAAUUUUUGCUAUUGCACUCCUUAUGGUAAAUGAAAAAUAUUUCUAAUAUACUUUGUUUAAAAAAAAUGAGCUGGAGUCCUGCAGGACCAGCCCUUGAAUGGAAAUCUUGGGUGAGUUCCCACACUUUUUUUUUUCCACAGGACUUGAUCCCUGUGUCUAGUAGGUGCAAAAAGAAAUCCCUUUUGGGUUUCUUUGAAUCACUGUAUCAUGCACCUCCCCACGAAGCCCUGCAUCUUGCAUAAGACAUUGUAUGCGCUUUGCCUUAAAGGGUCACUCUCAUUAAAACUAAUUUUAGCUAUUGCACUCCUUAUGGU